AUCCAUGCGACAGUUAUCAUUGCAGCUGUGGUAGUGACGGAGGGACCUAGUGCAGCGAUGUCAGGCUCUGUAAACGGAUUCACCAGUUAUUUGAGUACAGAUCCGCCGGAUAUUGAGAAUAUUCUAGGGCUGAAUCCAAGUAUCAAGCCCACUGCUAGCGUGACACCCAGUGCCCUAACCAAGCGUAACAAGGCACAUUGGAAGCGGAACGCCGACAGAAAAUGCAAUUCUUGCCCUACACUGGAGAGGAAUUUCGACGACAUCAAGCACACGACGCUUAGCGAAAGAGGGGCUUUGCGCGAGGCAUCGAGGUGCCUAAAGUGUGCCGACGCACCAUGUCAGAAAAGUUGUCCCACACAGCUCGACAUCAAGAGCUUCAUCACGUCCAUCGCAAACAAAAACUAUUAUGGAGCAGCGAAGAUGAUAUUCUCGGAUAACCCGUUGGGUCUUACAUGCGGCAUGGUAUGUCCAACUAGUGACCUCUGCGUCGGGGGCUGCAAUCUGUACGCUUCAGAAGAGGGACCCAUCAACAUUGGAGGACUGCAGCAGUUCGCAACAGAUGUGUUUAAACAAAUGAAAAUCCAGCAGAUAAGACCUCCUUCUCUGCCUCUCAUGGACCAGCUCCCCGACAGCUACCAUGCCAAGAUCGCGCUGGUUGGCUGCGGUCCAGCGAGCAUGAGUUGUGCCACGUUUCUUGCCCGAUUAGGGUACACAGAUAUCACGAUAUACGAGAAGGAGCCUUACUUUGGAGGGUUAAGUUCAGCUGAAAUUCCUCAGUACCGCUUGCCAUUCGAUGUGGUCUCAUUCGAACUGGAUCUUGUUAAAGAUCUCGGAGUGAAGGUGGUGUUCAGCAAAGCUCUCGGAAGGGACUUUACAGUUGAGUCACUCAAGGCCGACGGCAAUGCUGCCGUAUUUCUGGGCAUAGGACUUCCUGAUCCAAAGGUGGCUCCAGUUUUCGAAGGCCUUGAUGCCAGCCACGGGUUUUAUACUUCCAAGACCUUCCUUCCACAAGUAUCACGCGCAAGCAAGCCAGGCAUGUGUGCAUGCAAGCAAUCCCUGCCUAUCCUCCACGGCAAUGUGAUCGUCUUGGGAGCUGGAGACACUGCAUUCGACUGUGCUACGUCUGCUCUCCGAUGUGGGGCCAAGAGAGUGUUCGUCGCCUUUAGAAGAGGUUUUACCAAUAUACGUGCUGUACCUGAAGAGAUGGAACUGGCGAAAGAAGAGAAGUGCGAAUUCUUGCCGUUCUUGUCGCCGAGGAAAAUCAACGUGAUGGGUGGAAAAAUUCGCUCAAUCGAAUUUUUGAGAACGGAACAGCAGCCAGAUGGUACAUGGACAGAAGACCCAGAACAGGUCGUGAAGCUAAGGGCCGACUUCGUCGUAUCAGCCUUUGGAUCAACCUUAGGAGACCCAUCUGUUGUCAAGGCUCUGUCGCCACUAAAACUGAAUAAAUACGGGCUACCCGAAGUCGAUACCACGACCAUGCAAACCAGCGAAAAGUGGGUGUUCUGUGGCGGCGACCUCGCUGGAAUUGCCGAAACGACAGUGGAGGCCGUCAACGAUGGCAAAACUGCGUCGUGGUACCUGCAUAAGUACAUUCAGUCCCUACACAAUCAAUCGGUGCCUGCGGAACCUUCUUUGCCCAAGUUCCACACACCUAUCGACGAAGUCGAUAUUAGCAUUGAGGUCUGUGGCAUUAAAUUCAAAAACCCAUUUGGACUUGCAAGUGCACCGCCCACCACUUCGAGUGCUAUGAUUCGUCGAGCUUUCCAAGCUGGGUGGGGCUUCGCACUCACGAAGACUUUUGGAUUAGACAAGGAUGUCGUCACAAACGUAUCUCCUAGGAUCAUCCGCGGUUCUACGUUUGGCCACACGUACGGUCCCGGUCUGGGAUCCUUUCUGAACAUCGAGCUUAUCAGCGAAAAAACUGCCGCCUAUUGGUGUGCAAGUGUUCGCGAACUGAAGAGGGACUUCCCAGACCAUGUCGUAAUCUCCAGUAUCAUGUGUGCCUACAACGAAAAGGACUGGACCGAGCUCGCAAAGAUGGCUGAGCUUUCAGGGGCCGACGCUCUGGAGCUGAACUUGUCUUGUCCUCAUGGGAUGGGCGAAAGGGGAAUGGGUCUGGCUUGCGGGCAGAAUCCGGAACUAGUCCGCAACAUUUGUCUCUGGGUUAGAGCCGCUGUGAAAAUCCCUUUCUUUGCGAAGCUAACGCCCAAUGUCACCAAUGUUGUUGAUAUUGCCAAGGCGGCUUACGAAGGCAAAGCCGACGGAGUCACUGCGGUGAAUACGGUGUCCGGCCUCAUGGGACUGAAGUACAACAGCGACCCAUGGCCGGGUGUUGGCGCAGAGAAGCGCACGACAUACGGUGGCGUGUCCGGCAAUGCCAUACGGCCGAUCGCCUUGAAAGCGGUAUCAGCCGUCGCGCGCGCCCUUCCAGGAUUCCCCAUCUUGGCAACAGGUGGUAUUGAUUCGGCCGAUGCUGGCUUCCAGUUUCUCCAGUCGGGUGCUUCGGUACUUCAGAUUUGCAGUUCGAUACAAAACCAAGACUUUACGGUGAUCGAAGACUACAUCACUGGUCUGAAAGCAGUCCUGUACAUGAGAAGCCUCGAAGGCACAGAAACCUGGGACGGUCAGUCACCUCCCGUGCAGCCUCACCAGAAAGGGAAACCUGUGCCAACACCACUAAGAGGACAGAAUGGCCUUCCAAACUUCGGUCCUUAUCUGCAAAAGAAAGAAGAGCUAAAUGCUCAACAGAAGCUAAAAUCAGACUUGCUCGCUGAUCAUCUCACACCUGUGCAUUCUGUAAGGAGACAAGUCAGAGAGAUUCCUAAGUUGAAGAACGUCAUAGGAGAAGCAUUGUCUAAAAUUGGAACUUACGGCGACCUCGAUAACAAGCAGCAAGUGGUUGCCCUCAUUGACGAGGACAUGUGCAUAAACUGUGGGAAGUGCUAUAUGACUUGCAACGACUCUGGCUACCAAGCCAUUACCUUCGACAAAGACACGCACCUUCCUCAUGUUACUGACGAGUGUACGGGCUGUACGCUGUGCCUUUCUGUCUGUCCCAUCCCAGAAUGCAUACAGAUGGUGAACAGGAAGACGCCGUCCAGUCCUAAGAGGGGAGUUCCUUUCCACGAGACGGAUGUCUUCAUGAGACGGCUCUUUCCUACACUAGCUUAGUGACGUAGAAACGAGAUCCAAGGAAACUGGGAUCUAAUUGGUAAUUUUUCUGUUCAAAAAAGCACUGCUUGGAAUGACGAUGUCACUGAGCAGAAUUACACAAACUUCGGAAUAAGAAAAAAAAAAAAAAAAAACUGCUGAAAUUGAAUUGGGUUAAAGUGCCACUACCGACUACAAAAUUAUGUUUACUUAAUCUUUCAUUAUCAGCUCAACAAACUCAUGAACAUCAACUCAACAAAUCAAACCAACUUCGUUGGAAGGCUCAGGAUGCAAAAAAAAAAAAAAAAAAAAAAAAAAACGCCAUCCGUGAAUAUUAAGCUCUUUCAUGAACUUCCAGAUGAACGCGCAGAACUUCACAGUUUCGGUUUCUCCAAGAGUAAGUGACGUCACAACUGGCUUUGUCGUCCGUCUCCUAGCAACAGCGCGCGCACAUUCUCGGUCCCCGCUCUCCGACCCACGUUGGGAGACUGUGAACAACUGUGGUGAGGGGACGGAGAGCGACCAACGAGAUAGAGAGAUAAACCGGCAGCUAUAUUUGAAGCCACCCUGGAUGGCGCCAUUUUGACCUCACCUUGCCUUGUUUGCAAAUGGCGGACAUUAGGAACUCAUGCGGUGAGCAUCUUUGCGCGCGUACGCUUCGAAUUUCCGUGGCAUUUAUUGGUUCCCUAAUGCCGCCAACAAUUUUCCCCAAGCCUACGGAAGAGAUAGUAUGAUAAAAGAUGAAAGUUUCUGAAAGGUGAAAGUUUCUCUCUUGUUUCUCUCUUAUACUAUGAUAGUCACAUAAUCAAACAGUGUGAUAGCCAGAUGUACGAAUAAGACCAACAGACCGAACCACCACUGACCAGACCAUUGAGGCCGAAAGAUAGCGGAAUUUGGAACGUCGUGCGUCAGCACCCUGUCUUUGGCACUGUCUGAUAAGGAAGCGGCUUUAUAGCGAAUUCAGCUAAUUGUUUUCGCGCAGAAAAAAAUUGCCUUGGCUCGACCGUACAUGUCCCACGGCCGCCUCAACCCAACUUGCGUUGCGCACUCGCGUUUCAUUGGUCCUUCGGUUCGCUCUUCGUUCGUUUUUGCCUUGACCGGAGUGUGAGAGAGAAAGGAGAGGGCUGCAUCAAAGCUUGGAGCCUCGCCAAGACUGCCGUUGCGCACUCCAUUCCCUCUCGAUCUCGUUGAGAGUGACCUUCAAAGAGCAGUGUUGCCAGACGACUGGGCAGAUUGGGCACUUUGUGACGUCAUACUUUUCAAAACUAUAAUUUAAUUUUAUGAUACUUCCGCGUCGCAUAGAGAACUUUUUUUGUGUGUGAACGUUCUGAGGACGGGAGAUCUACUCCGUAGUGACACUCUAACCUUAGAGGAAAGGUAGCGUAUCCGAACGGGAAUAUAUGGGUAUUAAUUAAUUAAUAACACGGUAUAUAGGUUGUGAAGAUGAAAGGGUAUUGAAUUACAUUUGCAUUGCUGACCGGCGAAUACCAAGGUGUCUAUACAAGUAAUCGCUACAUGCAGACGACUUGGAAAGUGUCUCAAAAUAUUGGGAAUAUUGAUCUAUUUGUUUGUGAAAAAAUAAAAGAAAUGAAAAACAAGAAAAAAUACUACAUAGUA
Molecule: messenger RNA, 4770 nt
Organism: Ornithodoros turicata
Lineage: Eukaryota; Metazoa; Arthropoda; Arachnida; Ixodida; Argasidae
Gene: su(r)
Product: dihydropyrimidine dehydrogenase [NADP(+)]-like
Exons: 22
Coding region: 58-3174 (1038 amino acids)
Biological process (GO): thymine catabolic process; uracil catabolic process
Cellular component (GO): cytoplasm; cytosol
Molecular function (GO): NADP binding; uracil binding; iron-sulfur cluster binding
Source: RefSeq, a predicted model, not a curated record